AUGCUUCUGGCAUGCGUGCUCUUAGCUGGGCAUCCGGGAACCGGAAGUCGAAUUCUGUCUCAGCUUGGAAGACCCUGCUGCAGUGAUAACCUGCACUUCGCAGUUCGACAGGAGGACUUGCAGGAGGUCCCAAAGACAUGCCGCCUAUCCCCGGAGGUAACAAUUGGCGGCGUAGCAGGAGUUCCCAAAGCCUCGCCGCUUCUCCCUGGAGCUAGUAAUUAG
Molecule: messenger RNA, 222 nt
Organism: Strongylus vulgaris
Lineage: Eukaryota; Metazoa; Nematoda; Chromadorea; Rhabditida; Strongylidae
Source: the annotation of a GenBank genome assembly